Heterotrigona itama is the source of this 1993-nucleotide messenger RNA. The record is from the annotation of a GenBank genome assembly. NCBI's taxonomy places the organism in Eukaryota, Metazoa, Arthropoda, Insecta, Hymenoptera, Apidae.
AUGAAUACACGUUGUAUAAACAUAUUUAUUAAUUUACCGAUUGCGGCGGACCCAUCAAGUUAUCCUCUCCUGCAUUUUUUGCAGGGUUGCCCAGUAACUUCUUUAACUCGUUAUCCUCUUGUACAAUUGCAGUCAUUUUGUUUGAGUUAACUCUUAAAUUUAAAUUAAAAAACACUUAAAAACAUAUGGACCACUAACCAUUUUGAACACUGCUCGUAACUAAACUGUCAUCCAAAACGCCACCUAUAUGUGAUUAGCUGAUCCUUUUCAUGCAUUUUUCACUAGGGCAAACAAAUCAUAUAUACAUAUAUGAACAUAUAUAGUAUAAUUUGUAACAUAUUUAUAAUUGUAAACUACUAAAGAAGAAUGAUCCUAAUAAAAAAAUUUAUUUCUCAGACGAACCUGUGGUAUAGUUCUCCAAUUCACCGUUACUUAAGCGCAGAGUGUGCUAAAAAACCAAUGAUUCUUUUCUUGAUCGAUACUUCAGAUUCUGAGACACAAAGUCCCAUUUCAUGUCCGAUCUAUUCCAUCUUUAUGACUGUCACUAUGAAUUCAAUCUUUGGCAACAAUGAUAGCAACAACUUAAAUCUUAUUAUUUUUGAUGCUUCAAAAAAUGAAAGAAAACUGAAUGAAGAAUUUAAAAUAUUACAAAGAAAGUUGAAAUCAAAAUGGAAAUUUAUCGAAAACAAUGAUAUUUUGACAGAGGAAUUGUUAUCGACAGGCAAAAUAUUGGUACUGCCUGGUCCACAAAAUAAAUUUACAGAAUUAGAAAUGAACUCGAUUAGAGCAUUUUUAAAUUCUGGAGGGCACGUUUUAGUUAUGCUCGGUGAAGGUGGUGAAAAAAAAUCUAACACAAACGUAAACUUUUUAUUAGAGGAGUUUGGCAUAAUGGUGAACAAUGAUAGUGUUAUACGCAUGAGUUAUAGCCAAACAAUGCAUCCAAAGGAAUGCUUAAUUUCUCAAGGGAUGUCAAACAAAUCUAUAUUUUUAAGAAAUCACAACGAAUACAUAGAUAUGAACUUUUUAUAUCCAUAUGGUGCAACAUUAAAUGUAGCACAACCAUCCAUAGUUGCAUUAUCCAGUGGAUCAAUAGCAAUCCCAACAAAUAGACCUAUUUCUGCUUAUCAUUAUAAUGAAGUCAAUGGUGGAAAAUUACUUGUGUUAGGUUCUUCUAGAAUGUUAACUGACACAUAUAUUGAGAAAGAAAAAAAUGAUUCAUUGAGACAAAUGAUCUUUGACUUUUUUGAAUCCAAAGAUAUCGUAAUUAAAGAAUCUCAAAUGGAUGAUAUGGAUUUCUCAGAAUAUAAUUUUAUCCCAGACAUAACGCGACAAGCUGAUAAUCCAAAAGUAUGCACUCAAGAUAUGGAUAUAAUGGAUAAUCCUCAUGAAUAUACCAAAUUAUUCAAACAUCAUCUUUAUUCAGUAAAUUUAGAUAUAGUACCAAUUUGUAUAAAGGCUUAUGAAAUUCUUGGUGUGAAACAUGAACCACUUACCCUCAUUCCACCACAUUUUGAGGCUCCAUUACCACCCACACAAGCUUCAAUAUUUCCACCAAGUUUCCAAGAACUACCACCACCAGCUUUAGAAUUAUUUGAUUUGGAUGAAGCAUUUAGUUCUGAUUUAUUAAAAUUAUCACAGUUAACGAAUAAAUAUAUGGGAACAAAAGAUUUAUCAAAAGACAUAGAAUUAGAUCACUAUAUUCGUGAAUUUGGAAGCAUUGUUAGAAUAAGCAAUUCUGACAUCCAUACAGCUAAAGAAGUAUUAAAUGCUGUUUUUCAAAGCAUCUGUAGCUACAAAGCUAUGCAUGAAUGAGAAAAUUAUAAAAUUGUACAUGUUGUGUUUUCUAUCUUACUUUUAAUAUAUUUAUAGUUAAAUAUAUGUAAUAUAAUUAAUACAAAUGUAUGAUUGAUACAUCUACUCUUAUUGUAAAAUUUAAUUUUAUGAAAGUAAAAAUUGAAGCAUCGUUUACUAUUUUCAACUUAACCUUUCAAAA